GCGUGUCUUGUGUAUGCGUGCGUGCGCGAGUGAAGGGGCGGGCGCUCGAAUGCUAGCAAGAUGGCGACACUGAAGGAGGAGCAGAGCUACGGGCUGUCCUGCGGAAGGCUUAGCAAUGGCAAUAACGUGUCUGUCUUUCACGUUAAGCUCACCGACAGCGCCUUCAGGGCCUUUGAGAGCUACCAGAGCAACAAGGGUGUUCUGUCAACUUGCCCUUCAAUUCGAUUUAAUGGCAUCCAGGGGCAAAUUGCAAUUCCAAGGCCAGAAUGUCCAAAUGAAUUGCGAAGAUUCACAUUCUAUUUAUCCAAUGUUGGCAAGGACAACCCCCAAGGGAGCUUCAACUGCAUCCAGCAGUAUGUCUCAAGGUGCAAUGGAGGAGUUCAGCUGGACUGCCUGGGAGACAUACAGGAUAAAAUCACUGUGUGCGCCACAGAUGAUUCAUACCAGAAAGCAAGGCAAAGCAUGGCCCAAGCAGAGGAAGAGACACGGAGCCGUGGAGCGAUAGUAAUCAAGCCUGGAGGCAGAUAUGUUGGUAAAAAGGUGCAAAUCCGUAAACCAGCUCCAGGCAACACAGAUAUUGCUCCUGCUCGACGACAGCCAAGGCCAGUCAAUAUGGCCAGUGCCAUGAAGAAAGGAAGUAAUGCCUCCCUGCAGAGACCUUUUAAGGACAGAGUAAUCCACUUGCUUGCCCUGAAGCCCUAUAGGAAGCCUGAGCUUAUUUUGCGGUUACAGAAAGAUGGACUGCAGCAGCAAGACAAAGACACUUUAGAUAGCCUACUACAACAGGUGGCAAACAUCAACAGCAGAGAUGGCACCUACACAUUGAAGGACUGUAUUUAUAAAGACAUACAGAAAGACUGGCCAGGCUAUUCCGAAGGGGACCAGCAGCUAUUAAAAAGGAUACUUGUUCGGAAAUUGUGUCAGUCUCAAAAUCCUCUUGGUAAUGUUGGGGAAACCCCAUCAAGCCCACCUAAGGAUAACUUGAACUCAUCUUCCCCUUCACAGAAACGCCCCAUCAGUGACUUCAUUGAUCCUUUACUCAAUAAGAAGCCCAGAAUUUCUCACCUAGCCAAUAAAUCUCAGAACAUUUUUAAUGGCAAGUUAAGUUCUAAUGAGAAGGAGGUUACCCAGCCUCCACUGAAUGUCCACUCUGUCGUAGCAGAUUCAGGGAGUUCUGGAUCUCAUUUACCUACACUUGAAAUCCCCCGCCCUUAUGACCCACUAUCUGAUGUCAGCAAUGAUUCGAACCCCAAUGGCAAAGACUGUGAAAGCCAGGAAUUGGCAGUAGCUGAGCGACUCUGUCACCCUCCUCCUAUUUCUGCCCCGACACAAACCCUGACUGCCAUAGGGGUCUCAUCACAGCCAAAUAAAUCGGACUUUUCUAGCUGUUCUUCUUUGCAUGGAAAGUCAAAGAAAAAAUCAAAAAAGCACAAAGAUAAAGAGAAAUCCAAGGAGAAAAAGAUUGAGAACAAAUUUGUAGAGGAAAAGCCAGACUGUGGAACUGUUCCUUGCUCAGAAACUCGGACGGCCAGUAUUCCACAGAGCAGCACAGACCAGAAUGGAAUGUGCAACAGUUCCAGUGUUCCCACGUCAACAUCAGAGAUGCCAGACUAUUUAUUAAAGUACAUGGUCAUCUCCUCCCAAGAACAGCGUCAGAGUUAUAAAAAUGACUUCAACGCUGAGUAUAAUGAAUACAGAGAUCUGCAUGCUCGUAUUGAAAGGAUAACAAGACAAUUCACGGUCUUGGAUGCUGAGCUGAGACAGCUGCAGCAAGGGACUGAGCAGUACAAGACAGUCCACAAUCAAAUAUUACAAGAAUAUCGUCAAAUUAAAAAGACAAAUCCAAAUUAUAGCCAGGAGAAGAAUCGCUGUGAAUAUCUACACAAUAAACUGGCACACAUAAAGAGACUCAUAGCAGAAUAUGACCACCAGCAACUUCAGAAUUGGCAUUAGCAUGCAGGAUUCACUGGAAGAGAGUGGGAUGAGCACCCCUUUACACAGACGCCACGGAGACAUAGACUUCAGUAUGGGGCCAGCACUGCUGUGCGUGUGUGUUGUCUGCUUUUUCCCCCUCCCCACUUUCUCUCCCCAUUAAGGGGUGUGAGAUUAAAGUGCAAGUGACAUUAAAGAAUAAAUAGUUUUUCAAUGGGGAA
Messenger RNA from Erpetoichthys calabaricus (reedfish), 2153 nucleotides. It is a transcript of the gene ell, whose product is annotated as elongation factor RNA polymerase II. Gene Ontology annotation, biological process: transcription elongation by RNA polymerase II; snRNA transcription by RNA polymerase II; positive regulation of transcription elongation by RNA polymerase II. Gene Ontology annotation, molecular function: cis-regulatory region sequence-specific DNA binding. Bases 61 to 1953 code for a protein of 630 amino acids. Lineage: Eukaryota; Metazoa; Chordata; Cladistia; Polypteriformes; Polypteridae. Gene Ontology annotation, cellular component: transcription elongation factor complex. The transcript is spliced from 12 exons. The record is from RefSeq and is a predicted model, not a curated record.